Cetraspora pellucida is the source of this 223-nucleotide messenger RNA. The record is from the annotation of a GenBank genome assembly. NCBI's taxonomy places the organism in Eukaryota, Fungi, Glomeromycota, Glomeromycetes, Diversisporales, Gigasporaceae.
AGUUGCUAGUUUGUGCUCAUAUAUGUAUGAAGCUGCCAAAGAAUUGACAGUUAAAAUAGAGAAGAAUGACUAUGAUAAAAAACACAUUAACAAAAAUCUAGUUCAAAUUAUAGACAAUAAGAAAAGUAAUUUGACUAAAAAAGAAGCUGACAAAUUUUCAGCUAUUCAGAAGAUCUGUUAUAUUGGUAAUCAAUAUCCCCCAAAUUUAGAAAAAUUAAAUUGA